Molecule: messenger RNA, 996 nt
Organism: Beta vulgaris subsp. vulgaris (sugar beet)
Lineage: Eukaryota; Viridiplantae; Streptophyta; Magnoliopsida; Caryophyllales; Amaranthaceae
Product: COP9 signalosome complex subunit 8
Exons: 5
Coding region: 140-751 (203 amino acids)
Biological process (GO): protein deneddylation; COP9 signalosome assembly
Cellular component (GO): COP9 signalosome
Source: RefSeq, a predicted model, not a curated record
AUCCUCCCAAUUUUUUUGGUUUAAGAGUUUUGUAAAGGAGAGAAUUUAAGAAUUGUUGCUUCAAUUAUAGUAUUCGCCGAUCUCUUCAUCUUCCUCAACUCACUCUUGAGUCCUGACUCUCCUCUUAAAACUUUAGAAGAUGGAGGAGUUAACGAGCAUGGAUUUCUCUUUACUUGGCGACGCAAUUGCUUCAAAAUCCUACGAUAAGAUCGCUGAUAUCUGUGACAACUUGAUGCUUCAGGUUUCUGCUGAGGGCGUCGCUUUCCAGAACGAUUGGCCGUACUCAAUUCAUCUACUCGGCCACAUUUAUGCCGCCGACAUUAAUAGCGCUAGAUUUUUAUGGAAAUCUAUACCAUCAGCAGUGAAAGAGAAUCAGCCGGAAGUAGUCGCAAUUUGGUGUAUUGGUCAGAAGCUUUGGAAAAGGGAUUAUGCUGGAGUUUAUGAAGCUGUUCGCUCUUUUGAUUGGAGCCCUCAAAUUAAACCCCUUAUAGCUGCCUUUUUAGAUAAUUAUACUAAGAAGAUAUUUCAGCUGCUGGUUGCUGCUUACUCUACCAUUAGUGUUCACGAUACAGCACUCUAUUUGGGUAUGAGUGAAGAAGAUGUGACGAACUAUGUUUUGCAGGAGGGUUGGAGUUUGGACUCUGCUGCCAGAAUGUUUACUGUGAAAAAGCAAGAUAUAGUAGCAGAGCAGAAAUUGGAUCCCAGUAAACUGCAACGCCUGACUGAAUACGUUUUCCACCUCGAACAUUAGCUGAUAAACACUGAGCAGAAAUCGGACUCUCCCUUUAUCCAACAAUUUGUUAAGAUAGGCGACAAACAUGGAUUAUUCUACUCUAGUAAUGGUUUGAGAAUCUAGCUUGAUUAUUGCAUUGAUAAUGGUGAAAAAUUUACUGUACUCCCAGGAGCAAGGUGCACACGGUGCAACGUGCACCCAGUACAUUAUGUUCCAUUUUCGAUGACCAAAUAUUUUAUUUUAACAAAUGUUCGUUUUAAGCA